Molecule: messenger RNA, 864 nt
Organism: Ylistrum balloti
Lineage: Eukaryota; Metazoa; Mollusca; Bivalvia; Pectinida; Pectinidae
Product: myb/SANT-like DNA-binding domain-containing protein 4
Exons: 2
Biological process (GO): multicellular organism development
Cellular component (GO): extracellular region; nucleus
Molecular function (GO): hormone activity
Source: RefSeq, a predicted model, not a curated record
AUGGCAGAGGCGGACCAAAAAACAACCAGCAAGCGGCCUAGAAAGCCCAACUUUUCACCAACAGAAUUAGAGAUCCUCGUGGACGAAGUGAGUAAAAAUAGAAACUUGAUAAUGGGAAAGUUCAGCGAUACUGUGACAAAUGAAAAGAAGAAGAGAAUUUGGACACUUAUCGCAGCAAAGAUAAAUGCUGCAUCUCAAGCUUCAAGAAGUAUGGAGGACGUCAAAAAGAAAUGGCAAGACUAAUCUAGCGUUGUAAAGGGGAAAGCGUCAAAAUUUGACAGGGAAAGAAAAAGGACAGGUAACAACGAAAUGACAGAACUGGGUCUGACGCCUUUAGAAGAAAAAGUGCUUUCUGUACUUGGGGUAACAGCAGUAGACGGCAUCAACACUGAAAUGGCAGACACAUUUGAACUAGAAAGGUCAGUAGACGCAGAUAUGCAGAGUGUAGAGUCCAUAGAAAUACAAAGUAGUAAUGAAUCUUCUGACAAUGAUCAAACUUACCUUAAACAAUUUUGGGAUAGAUCAACCAAUGCAAUAUCAGUCCCUGAAACAUCAAACGCUGGACAUAGUGUCCCAUCAAUUGCAUCAAACGUUGUGCCAUGUGGAAGUAAAAAAAGAAAAGUAGCUCGCGAUUUGACCGAGGAUGAAUCGUCCAAGAUAUAUGCUUUGGAAAAGGAAAAAAUUACUGUUGAAAAAGAAAGAUUAGAAAUAGAAAAGGAAAGACUUCAGGUUGAAAAAUCUAGACAGCAAUGUGAAGAGCAGAUUCUUCAUAUCUUGCAACGAUAUCUUGGUUCAAAGGAUGGGAAUGCUCAGCCGUUCCAACCAGAUGAUGCAGAUGCUCCAUUCAGUUUAACUUGUCUUUAA